AUGAAACCAUUCACAGAUGAAGAUGUAGAAAUCUACAUCCAGAGCAAGGUAGAACGGCGACAUUAUCUGGUUUCCAAAGCAGUGGAGGAGGUGCAGAAAAUCAUCCAGCAACUGACUGCAGAAAUCAGCUGUAAGGCCACACGCUUCCAGGCUAUCUCCAACUCUGGCAUUCACAAUGAGAAUAUUAAGGUCUUAGCACCCAGCCAGUUCCUCAUCACAGUCCCUCUGCGUGGCCUGACCGGGUACAGGGAAUGCCAGGUACGGCACUGGCGUUAUUACACCGUGCAUGGAGCCAAGCUCCUCUCCACCGUGCGGGACCCUGAGGAACUGCAUCAGUGGCUGGAGGUGGAGCAGUUCUCCAAAAGCCUUCAGCAGUGGCAUGAAACGGAUGUGAACAUCGAAGGUGAUCUGGUUCCAGCCAAAGUCCUUAUCGUCUUCCGGGAGCUGGUGGAGAAAUCGAUUAUCUCCUGUAACCUCUCCAGUAAAGUGACAAUGCUGGAGAGCUUCAGCUCAGGGGUCCGAGUGGCUGUAGAGACAUCAGAAUCCCAGGUUGAGGUGGAGCUGGUCCCUGCUGUGGAGAUUCCAACUUGCUGGCCUGAGAAAGCCCGGUGGCCUCGUUGCCUUAGGCGUUGGCCUUCCCAAGAAAAAGUGCAGUGCAUCAAGUCGCUUGGUUUCGACCUUUUGGCCCGCUCCAAUUACCACUGGCAGCUGUGCUUCUCCCGUGCUGAGCGUAUACUCAUGGAAGGACUUGAUGAAGAUGGUGGUUGUCGCAUGAAGUGCUUCAGGGUCAUGAGGCAGAUGAAGGAAGAUGUCUGGUGUGCUGGAAAUAAGCCUAUCAUCACAGCUUAUCACCUUCAGACAGUGCUAUUCUGGACGUGUGAAAAAUACCCACGCACCAAGGAUUGGCGCUGCUUCCCUGAAGCCUUUCUGAGGCUGGUACAGAAGCUGCACAAGUGUGUAAGCCAGCACUUCCUCAAGCAUUACUUUCUCAAGAACACCAAUCUGCUCAAAUAUGCCAACACCAGUGACCUGGACCUGGUGGCCAGCAGGCUCACGGUCUUCUUGGAGAACCCUGUCUUUUGCCUGGACUAAGGCCGGAAAAGGUCUCCUUGCUCCAACUGUGAGCUGAUCCCCCACCUCCUCUCCCAACCUGUGGCUGUUCUUCGUGUCCUUCCAGU
Molecule: messenger RNA, 1178 nt
Organism: Strigops habroptila (Kakapo)
Lineage: Eukaryota; Metazoa; Chordata; Aves; Psittaciformes; Psittacidae
Gene: MAB21L3
Product: mab-21 like 3
Exons: 6
Coding region: 1-1092 (363 amino acids)
Source: RefSeq, a predicted model, not a curated record